Messenger RNA from Cavenderia fasciculata, 1470 nucleotides. RefSeq lists its product as uncharacterized. The record is from RefSeq and is a predicted model, not a curated record. The transcript has a single exon. Lineage: Eukaryota; Evosea; Eumycetozoa; Acytosteliales; Cavenderiaceae. Bases 1 to 1470 code for a protein of 489 amino acids.
AUGAAUAAUCAAUUACAACUACAACUAAAACUACAACCUCAACAUCAAAGUAUAAAUAAUGUAUUACAUAAUAAUUAUUAUUUAAAAUUAAUAUUAAAUAGAGUAAAAGAAAAUAAUGAUCAAUUGCAUGGAUUGAGAAGUUUAAGAUACAAGUAUAAAUUCAUUACAAGUGUAGAAUGGAUGGUUUACAACAAAUAUUUUGAAUUACUCAAAGUUAAAGUGGAAAGAGGUGAAAGAUUAACAGUCUCACAGAAUGGAAUGAGAUUAUUAUUCCUAAAAGUAGAGGAUCAUGAAAUGAUCAAAAAAAUGUUACAACAAUACAAAGAGGAAUUUAUCAACAAACCCAAAGCCAUUGAAUUUGCUUGUUUAUCUGGUAGUUUGGAAUUGGUUCAACAACUUAUUGGAAUGAAUCAGUCAUCAAUGAACGCAGGUGCUCGGACCCCACUUGAUAUUGGUUGGAUGGCCGGUGACCCUUUAUUAGGAUCACUUGUAGCACCAAGAGGUGGAAUUGAACUAGUCAUGUAUCUUCAUGAAUCCAUUCCAGGAUGUUCCAUUAAAGAUUUGGGAGCUGCUAGAAUGGUCAACUUUCUUAGACAUUUGCGUCCAUCGAAUCGUGAAAAGUUACCACUUGUCAUGAAAUUCUUUCCCAUCCAUCAAUUGUACAAUCUCACCGUAUUUGAUAUACUAUUAUCACACGAUCCAGAGUUUAUCGAAUGGUAUCUAUCGACUGUACAAAAAAAUUCUCCAGAUUUGAAUAUCAAAAUGUUUUCAUUCUAUCUUCAAGCCAAUGCCAUCUUUUUCCCAACUAGUCAUGCCAACACUCAACUACCAAAGAAUCUAUUUAAAAUGAUUAGAUUCUAUAGAUCAGAAUCAACUCGUCAAGAAAUGUUGUACAUUUUGGAAAAGAAAAAACUCUAUCUUUCCCAAACCUCUAGAAUCUUUGUUUCAUUGGUCAAUCAUACCAGUGCUUCUGGAUCAAUUUAUCAAUUGGAAAAGAUUAAAUUGGUUGUAGAACAAUUAUUGAGUCAUUAUGACGAGACGACACCACUCUACAAUGUCAUUUUGAAUUUAAUCAUUUCCGUAGAAUGUAUGGAUUUAUUUCAAGAUUCAUUCUAUUUGUACACUGUCAUCAAAGCACUUUUAAGAUUUGGUAUCAAAGAUUUUAAAAUUAUCAAGUAUUUUAUGCAUUACCUGGUAUAUACAUCUAUUACUAUUCAACUUGAACGUUUAGUAGAUCCUGACACUUCAAUGGAUCAAUUCUCUAUUCUCAUUAGAUUAUUAUACCUAUAUCACAAAUCAAUACCUAUUCAUUCCCUUAAAAUUUAUGAUUUUGAAGAUUGUCAACCUGACAUUAUUCAUUAUUUAAUUGCUAAUAAUUUAUUUGAACCAGAUGAUGAUGAUGAAGAAGAAAAAGUAGAUAGAAAAUUUUAUGAUCAAACAGAUGAUGAUGAUGAAGGAAUAUAUUUUUAA